This is a messenger RNA of Puccinia graminis f. sp. tritici CRL 75-36-700-3, 984 nucleotides long. RefSeq lists its product as uncharacterized. The transcript has 5 exons. The coding region runs from base 1 to 984 and encodes 327 amino acids. The record is from RefSeq and is a predicted model, not a curated record. Lineage: Eukaryota; Fungi; Basidiomycota; Pucciniomycetes; Pucciniales; Pucciniaceae.
AUGUCCGCCAUCCGAGCCCCCAACCACCCAUCUAUCCUGACUGGUUUAUUUGAGCCUACCAACGAGUCUCUACCCGAUUCUCAACGCGGAAAUCAGUACGGGGUGUUGACCACCCCAAGCUUUUUCCAGUGUGCUGGAUACCUAAACUCCGAACCAACCGACUUCGAGGUCAACUUAAUUACCAACACUGCGCUCAACAACAUCCUUGAGGUGGGAGCAUUAUAUCUCAUCAGCGGUCGGUUCAUAGCUCUCAAUGACGGCUCAACUCCAACUCUCAGCUACAACCAUGAUACAAUUGUCAGAGUCGCCCGUGUUGGCUCGGCAGGUCCCGAAGUGACAAACAGGACAUCAGCCGUAACACUCGGUCAUGUAGUUGAGAGGGCUGAAGUCUUAAGUGGAGAAUCCGAGGGUGGCCCUCGACUUGAAGUUAUCGUUGCACAUAAUGACUGGGAUGCGAUUGCAAGGACCCAUCGCCGCUUUCUUGCCAAGUACAUCAUUCCUGGAACAAAAAACUUCAUCAAGACACACACCCUCUACCAAGUUGGUAGAGAAAUUCAACUUCUUGGCCAUUUGGUCGACUUUGAGUUAGAGCGCCACAUGGCUGUUUUUGCAGUCCAUUCUGUCAGUCUCACUUCAGGACACCAAUUAGGCCGCCAAGCUGCUUGUCCAUCGCCGUCAGGUAGCGCAUCUCCUCGGAAUGGGCGAAGAUUCGUCAAGUUCGGGUCUCAACCAGUCCCGCCAGCAGCUCAACCACCCUGCCAACCUCACGUUGACGGUGGAACCUCAUCCACAUCACUUGCUCAGAACAGCAAAGGAAAGCAAAAAGCAAGUUCAAAUUCAGACAUCAACGAUAGUGAUUCUGAUCAGGACGAAACUACGGUUCCGGAUUCAUCCAGCCAAACCAGCUUACCCAACAUCACAAAGAGAGGCCGACCCCGCAAGAAUAUUCUCCAGGAGGCCGCUAAACGAAUGAAGCGGACUUGA